This is a messenger RNA of Engraulis encrasicolus (European anchovy), 1214 nucleotides long. RefSeq names its product stonustoxin subunit beta-like. The coding region runs from base 168 to 764 and encodes 198 amino acids. Gene Ontology annotation, molecular function: protein binding. NCBI's taxonomy places the organism in Eukaryota, Metazoa, Chordata, Actinopteri, Clupeiformes, Engraulidae. The record is from RefSeq and is a predicted model, not a curated record. The transcript has 2 exons.
CAAUCUACAAAGGGACCUACAGAGUGCACCCUCAUUGUAAAAGAGAUGCUGCCCUGUAAGAUGUCUAAAGCUGGAGACUCAUAGUGUCACUACGUCAUAUGGUCUCCUCUGCUCUGGUUGAAUAUGUAGCAUAUUGUGGUGUUCAUGCACUUAUUUAGAUCAAUGUGAUGUUUUAUGUUUCAGUGUCUGAUGGCCAGGCUCUCAUUGCUGAACCAGUGACCAGAGAGGACUUCUUACAGUAUUCCUGUCACUUCACUCUGGAUCCAAACACAGCACACAAAUACCUCCAUCUGUCUGAGGGGAACAGGAGGGUGGAGAGGAGAGAUGGGGCCCAGUCAUAUCCUGAUCAUCCAGACAGAUUUGAUGUGCAUGCUCAGGUGCUGUGUAGAGAGGGUGUGUCUGCACGCUGCUACUGGGAGGUUGAGUGGAGUGGUGUAGGGGUUGGUAUAGCAGUGUCAUAUAAUAGCAUCAGCAGGAAAGGAUUGGGUAAUGAGUGUGGAUUUGGAUAUAAUGAUCAGUCCUGGAGGCUGCUCCUCUACCCCUCCAGCUCCUCUUUCCAUCACAAUAAUAAACAGACUAAACUCCCUCUAGUGGCCAGCUCCAGAAUAGGAGUGUAUGUGGAUCACAGGGCAGGAACUCUGGCCUUCUACAGCAUCUCUGGAGACACAAUGACCCUCCUGCACAGAGUCAACACCACAUUCACACACACACUCUACCCUGGGUUUUAUUUACAUAAUUAUGGAUCAUCAGUGAAGCUGUUGUAAGUCCCCACAUCCCUUACAGAUAAAUGCUGCUCCUGUGGCCGUGACGGCGUGAACACACCAGAAGAGACCAAAGCUACCGGUAUAUAGAGCAGCGUUAACUUCAUCAACCAUGACUAUGACUUAACUAUGGAAGAGACCAAAUCUACAUAGAGCAGCGUUAAUUUUGUCAACCAUGACUAUGACUAAACUAUGGAAGAGACCAAAGCUAUAUAGAGCAGUGUUAAUUUUGUCAACCAUGACUAUGACUUAACUAUGGAAGAGACCAAAGCUACAUAGAGCAGUGUUAAUGUCGUCAACCAUGACUAUGACUAAACUAUGGAAGAGACCAAAGCUAUAUAGAGCAGCGUUAAUUUCAUCAACCAUGACUAUGACUAAACUAUGGAAGAGACCAAAGCUAUAUAGAGCAGCGUUAAUUUCAUCAACCAUGACUAUGACUAAACUAUGGAAGAG